UUGAAAAAAUCAUGAAUUUCAAUAGAAUUUUAAUAUUGGCUGCUCUAAUAAUUGGUCUUUUAUCCAUGCUGUGGUUUGUUAUAGCAGCCUUAUUAGAACAACGUGUUCCCAAUGCACUGAUGGCCAAAGAAGGUUACAUAUUUGACUAUGUGGUGGUGGGUGCUGGCACAGCUGGUUCUGUGGUGGCCUCAUUACUUUCAAAACACAGCAAUGCUACCGUUUUGUUAAUAGAAGCAGGUGACCGUUUUGGUUUGUUAAGCAAAAUACCUUUAUUUACGACGUUUCAACAAAAGGGCUUGAAUGAUUGGUCUUUUCUUACGACAUCACAAAAGCACUCAUCCAAGGGAUUGGAGGAGCAGCGUCAAAGUCUCCCACGUGGUAAAGGACUAGGUGGGUCUGGAGAAUUGAAUUACAUGUUACAUAGCGAUGGUUAUGAAGGAGAUUUUGAACGCUGGUCACAGGAUUAUAAUCUCAGUGAUUGGAAUUGGUUGUCUGUAAAACCAUUUCUUGAGGCGGGUAAUGCAAAACCCCAUGAACGUCUGGAAAUACCAGACUCAUAUUCCAAAAUCACCUUAGCCAUACAAAAGGCACAAAACGAAUUCAUGCACAAACCAUGGCGCUUUCGAAAAGCACGUUAUAAUAUAAAAAAUGGCCUACGCUAUAGUGUCUAUCAAAGAUUUUUACAUGAUGCACAUAAAUACAAAAAUCUCAGGAUAAUGACAAAUACAAUGGCCAAAAAAAUUGAAUUUGAAUUAAAUAAAAGUAAUGAUGUCCAAGUGAGAGCUAUAAAAAUUUCUACAAAAGAUGAAAACACUAGAAAAGAAUAUAUUUUCGAGGUGGAGGUGCAAAAAGAACUUAUUGUUUGUGCGGGUGCCUUUCAGUCCCCACAGCUAUUAAUGGUGUCCGGAAUUGGAGAGAAAGAUGAAUUAAGAAAACUUCAUGUUGUCGUGCCGGACUUUGUGCCUGAGUUGCCAGCUGUUGGCCAAAAUCUACAUGAUCAUAUUAAUUUGCCUUUAUAUUCGUCUAUACAAGUCGUGGGACCUACUUUAAAUCAACGUUCUCUCUUAGAUCCUUUUGCCAUUUUUAACUAUUUAACAGUGGGCUCUGGUCAUUUGGGAAAUUUUGGGGUUCUAAGUCAUAUCUACAGUCUAGAGGGCAACAUUAAUGACACCUUUAGUUUAACAUUUUUCGGUGCUGGAGCUAUAGAUGAAUUGGCCUUAAUGUCUAUAUCAAAUUUUAAAAGAACACAUUUUCGUGCAUUAUUUCCGCGUUAUUUUAACACUAGUCAAGAGGGAUUUGUUAUAAUCUCGAAUUGUUUACAGCCGAAAUCGAGAGGUAAUGUAAAAAUACAAAAUGUAAAUAUAAGAAAAAAUCCCUUGAUAGAUCCAAAUUAUUUGGCCGAACAGCAGGAUGUAGAAUGUACUAUAAAGGCAAUACGAGCAGCGGUAGAGAUCGUUACAUCUUUUUCAUUUUCCGAAUUGGGCCCCAAAAUCCACUGGCCCCGCAUAAAGGAAUGUGCAAAUUUUGGACCUUUUGAAAAAGACUUUCUUUUAAAUAACCCAAGUGAUCAUUAUUUGGAGUGUAUUUUACGUUAUGUCGGUUUGGGUUCACAUCAUGCAGCAGGUACUUGUACUAUGGGCAAUAAACCAGAAAACAGUGUUGUCGAUUCCAAUUUCAAGGUACACGGUAUCAAAAAUUUACGUGUUAUAGAUGCCAGUGUUUUUCCAACACCAAUAUCGGGUUAUCCUAAUUCUAUUGUUGUGGGCUUGGCGACAAGAGGUGCUGCCAUGAUAUUAAAAGAUUAUAAAAGGAAUAUAGCGAAGUAAUGUUAACGAAAAGAAGAUAAAUAGAUCAAUUUAGUUAAAGUGUUUUCGCUAAAUGUAGUUUAAGAACUUUUCGUAAUAGUAAUAAAACAUGAAGUUAUUUGAGAAA
Molecule: messenger RNA, 1932 nt
Organism: Lucilia cuprina (Australian sheep blowfly)
Lineage: Eukaryota; Metazoa; Arthropoda; Insecta; Diptera; Calliphoridae
Gene: ninaG
Product: neither inactivation nor afterpotential protein G
Exons: 6
Coding region: 12-1826 (604 amino acids)
Molecular function (GO): oxidoreductase activity, acting on CH-OH group of donors; flavin adenine dinucleotide binding
Source: RefSeq, a predicted model, not a curated record